Messenger RNA from Hansenula anomala, 1071 nucleotides. RefSeq lists its product as uncharacterized. The transcript has a single exon. Gene Ontology annotation, molecular function: cyclin-dependent protein serine/threonine kinase regulator activity; protein kinase binding. NCBI's taxonomy places the organism in Eukaryota, Fungi, Ascomycota, Saccharomycetes, Phaffomycetales, Wickerhamomycetaceae. The coding region runs from base 1 to 1071 and encodes 356 amino acids. Gene Ontology annotation, biological process: regulation of cyclin-dependent protein serine/threonine kinase activity. The record is from RefSeq and is a predicted model, not a curated record. Gene Ontology annotation, cellular component: cyclin-dependent protein kinase holoenzyme complex; nucleus.
AUGUCUUCAAUACCCGAAGAUAACUUUCUAACAAAUGAUUUAUUCAUACGGUUAUGUUGGUCUAUAUAUUAUAAAUCUUCAAGUCUUCAGAUAAAAGAGUCGCAAUUUUACAAAGAUACCGAGAAUUUGAUAUCAUUAACAAAUUUAAACACACAAACAUUGAUUCAUACAUUAUGUUAUCUUUAUUUAUUGGUUAAUCAUAAGCGUUGUUUAUAUUCUUCAUCAUCAUCUUCUCCAUCAUCAUCAAAAUUAUCAUCUUUUCAAACUUCAUCAAGACUAAAAUUAUUAUCAAGUUCAAAUCGUAAAAAUGAUGUCGAAUUAUUUGAAUUGUUGGUUAUUUUAUUUAUGAUUUCAAAUAAAGCUAAUGAUGAUUCAUCAUAUACGCUAAAGACUUGGAGUAAUUUAACUCCAUUAACUAAUACCACAUUGAAGAAAAAAGAAUUGGUUGUUUUGAAAAAAAUUCAAUAUAAUGUUUUUUUGAAAAAUGAUGAAUAUACAAGAUGGUGCGGUGAUGUUUAUAAAAUUGGUGUUGAUUAUCAAUUAAUUUGGAAUACUCGUCAACAAUCAAUUUCAAUUUCAUCACCUUCAUUAUACAAUUAUCCACCAACUCCAAAAUCACCAGUUCAAGAAAGUUAUUUACCACCACCACCACAAAUGUCAUUACAACAACCAACUUAUCAAGUUUUACAACCAAUCCCAAUCACACAACUUCCUCAACAAUCUUAUUAUUCAGCCACAUCAUCAUAUCCUCCUCAAAAGAGAUCAUUUAAUGAAUUCAAUUCACAAACUCCAUAUAAUAACGUUUCAAAGAAACAACAAUAUGAAUCAGUUUAUAACACACCUACGAAAAUUACAUCAAUUUCAAAUUAUAACAUGUUGACACCAAUUAAAAGUUCAUACAUGACAAGUAACAACCAUAAUACUGGGGUUAUGAUUGAUAAUAAUUAUCCAAUUAAUUACAACAUUCAACCACCACCACAACAACAACAUCCAUUGAAUUGUUCAUGUUGUGCUUUAACUAAUUUUACAAAUUGUUAUCAUUCAUCUUUAAAAUCAAUGGUUAAGUUAUAA